AUGAUUAAAGGAGCAGCAUGGAAAAGGAGAAAGCGUGCGAAAGAGGAAGUCGGUAAUUUAGAAUUCACAAUUUCUGGCUUAACACGUCAUAAGUAUCGGUUCCUGUUCAAAACUAAUGACGUCUCCCGAAUCUUCCCUUCUUUCUUGAACCGGCAUUCAGUCCGGCCCAAAGUGAGUCGAGUUAAAGCGGCUAAGCUUACCAUUUGUUCUCUGGUCGAUAUUGUUGACAUUACUGCGCUUGUUUGGACGAGCGUCGGCAAUGUUUGUUUGCAUUCUCACUCCAAUGUCUGUAAUGGACGAAUCGCUUACUUUUCCAUUCGUAUUUUAACGGAUAAGUUACCCUUUACACUCCCAUCUAUCUAUCUAUCUAUCUAUCUAUCUAUCUAUCUAUCUAUCUAUCUAUCUAUCUAUCUAUCCAUCCUAUUUUUUCUCUAUCUAUCUAUCUAUCUAUCUAUCUAUCUAUCUAUCUAUCUAUCUGUCUUAUUCCGUUUACACCUUUCAUAUCUAUCUAUCUAUCUAUCUAUCUAUCUAUCUAUCUAUCUAUCUAUCUGUCUUAUUCCGUUUACACCUUUCAUAUCUAUCUAUCUAGCUAUCUAUCUAUGUAAAACAUCCAUAAACACAUCCGUUUUUUGA
Molecule: messenger RNA, 633 nt
Organism: Acanthosepion pharaonis
Lineage: Eukaryota; Metazoa; Mollusca; Cephalopoda; Sepiida; Sepiidae
Source: the annotation of a GenBank genome assembly